This is a messenger RNA of Penaeus monodon (black tiger shrimp), 1491 nucleotides long. RefSeq lists its product as uncharacterized. The transcript is spliced from 2 exons. Bases 905 to 1390 code for a protein of 161 amino acids. Lineage: Eukaryota; Metazoa; Arthropoda; Malacostraca; Decapoda; Penaeidae. The record is from RefSeq and is a predicted model, not a curated record.
AAGCGGGCAGGUCGGGACGCCUCCGCCUCCCAGGCAGGUCUCCCUGCCUUGCCUGUCCUGCUACCAUAUUCCCGUGCUAAUAAACCAUAGAAGCAGCGACAACUUUAACUCAACACCCUGAAGAACAAACCAGAGAACCAGAGUACCACCCUGUGGGGACACGUCUUGUCUCGCGUCACCACACGUCCCCUUCAUCUUUACAUCAGUGCCACCUUGUGGGAUUCUACGUCCCCCUUAUUAUUACAUUGGCACCACCCUGUGGGAUUAUCUCCCACGUAUCUUUACAUUGGUGGCAUCGCUCUGGGAUAAUCGCACCACACGAAACCCUCCGAAGAUUACUACAUCACACGAAGUCCCUCUGAAGACAGUUUAUUGAUUCCUGCAAGCGGAGACACCUUUGUCAACUUCUGUCACUGCAAGACUUCAUCUCAAGAUACAUCUGCGAAUUCCCGACAUCAAGCAAGAAGCCAGUCUUCCCUGCCGAGUUGACAUCGCGCCUCCCUCAGCGCACAGUACUUCAACACCUGUCGCAGUCUUCAACAUUUGCUGCAGUUGCCUGACGCCUGCAACAUCAAUCAACACUGCCCUGCCAGUACCUCAAGAGCCAGACGCCCCCUGCUGAAGCCCACCGCUGACCUUGACUCUCGGAUCACCACGUCGCUGCCCUCGCCGCCGAUCCCUGGCGCGCCAAGCCUCGCUCGCCCGUUAACGAGCCCAUCUCACGGACGUUCUCGCUGUCGCAUCACCUGCCGACACCUUCUAUCCUCCACUGCACAUCGCUGCAACUCCGGCCGUGUCCGCCGCCUCGUCCGCUGGUGAUCGCCGCCUGACGUCCUCGCCGCAUCUCGUCUCAUCUCAACUCACUCACCACACCUGAUGCCCUGUGCUGGUGACCCUGGCAAGAAUGGUCCUGUCUUGCCUGCCGAACCUCGUGACGCCAUCACCAUGGUGCUCCUCCUCUCCCGAGAUGACGAAUCCUUCUCGCCAACGACGUGAUCCUGAUUCUUCGAAGACCUCGCUCUCAAGAUUCUCCUCUCAGUCCUCAUCUCCUUGCCGCCAACUUGGUCCAGAAUCUUCUAGAACGGUGUGCGUGUCAUUUACGACUGACACGGCGCUUGACAAGUUAACUGUGUCUUCCAGCGAUCCUGUGGAACGAUUGACAAGCUCCUUGACUGAUCAUCACUGCUGCUCCCGUCAAGACCACCAGCGCUUCAGAACAGUGACCUGUGAAAACAAGCUCCCUAGGCCCCUGACCUUAGAAGUCACCUGUGCGACCUUCCCUCAUGCUCAUCUGCAAGAUACGAGACUUCCUUUGUCGCUUGCCUCCGUCACUUAUCUCCUGUCAUCCACCUGCAUCGUCUACCCAAGAAUCGAGGACGAUUCUUCUUAGGUGACCGAGCGAUGUAGUGAAAUGGAUACGUGAUCUUUAUGCCUCACAUACCAGAAAAGCCAUGUGUAUCUUCUCUUAUAAUAUCUCCACUGUCCUCAGCC